Amphimedon queenslandica is the source of this 906-nucleotide messenger RNA. Its product is annotated as protein MAK16 homolog. Gene Ontology annotation, biological process: maturation of LSU-rRNA; maturation of 5.8S rRNA. The record is from RefSeq and is a predicted model, not a curated record. Gene Ontology annotation, cellular component: nucleolus; preribosome, large subunit precursor. NCBI's taxonomy places the organism in Eukaryota, Metazoa, Porifera, Demospongiae, Haplosclerida, Niphatidae. The coding region runs from base 44 to 880 and encodes 278 amino acids. The transcript is spliced from 11 exons.
ACACCCAUAAAACACGUGGUGUGAGAACUGAGUCUGAGAAAGAAUGCAAAGUGAUUCAGUUAUAUGGGAUGCUAUUAACAAUGGUUUCUGCUCAUUUAAAACAAAAAUCACGUCUAACACAUUUUGUCGUCAUACCUACAACCUAACAGGAUUAUGCAAUAGAACAGUUUGUCCUUUAGCCAACAGUCGCUAUGCCACUAUAAGAGAAUUCUAUGGUAAAGUGUAUUUGUGUAUGAAGACAAUUGAGAGAGCACACCAACCUUCAAAAAUGUGGGAAAAAAUAUUGUUAUCAAAUAAUUUUGAGACGGCACUAAAACAAAUUGAUACCAAUUUGAUUUAUUGGCCAAAGCACAUGAUUCAUAAGUGUAAGCAAAGGUUCGCAAAAAUAACUCAAUAUUUGGUUAGAAAGAGAAAGCUAAAGCUCAAAACUCAGAGGAAGAUUAUCCCUUUAAAUAGAAAAGUGGAAAAGAGAGAAAAAAGACGUGAGGAUAAAGCUUUGGUGGCUGCUAGGAUUGAAAACUCAAUUGAGAAGGAAUUAUUAGAAAGACUAAAGAAAGGGACGUAUGGAGAUAUUUAUAAUAUUGAUCAUAAAGAGUUUGAGAAGGCACUCAAUGAAGAGGAAUCAGAAGAUGAGCAAACAAAAGGCAAAGAAGGUGAGGAUGAAGAUGAAGAUGAGUUUGUUCCUGACGAUGAAGACAUUGAAGAGAGUGACAUAUCAGAUAUAGAGGAUAUUGGGUACACAUCAAGUGAAGAGGAGGAGGAGGAGGAAGUGGUAAAGGGUAAAGGAUCAUCUCGCACAAAAAGAAAAAGACAAUUAAUUGAAAUAGAAUAUGAAACAGAGCAAGAGCCACCUGCUAAGAAUAAAGCUACUACAUUUUAAUAACUAAAACUGGUUAAUAAAGUAUU